Molecule: messenger RNA, 1830 nt
Organism: Penicillium crustosum
Lineage: Eukaryota; Fungi; Ascomycota; Eurotiomycetes; Eurotiales; Aspergillaceae
Exons: 1
Coding region: 1-1830 (609 amino acids)
Source: RefSeq, a predicted model, not a curated record
AUGGAGACAUUCCCAACUUCAGGAAUUUUGGUCGAGGCCAAGGGCUUUGAUAACUUCGGGGGAUGGGUUCUGGAUUCGCAGUUUGAGCUCGAGAUGGGCUCACCUUACCUGCUGGCCCAUGGUAAUGGCAGGCCGGUCGCUGACGCUUCCACUGUUAUCUUUGUUCAGGUGGCCGGUGUUUACAAUGUCUGGGUUCGCACGAAGGACUGGGUUCCCGGCCAUCAUCCGGGAAGGUUUGUCCUGAAGAUCAACGAAAACCGCCUCAGUACUGAAUUUGGAGCCAACGACAAAGAUUGGAAUUGGCAAGUCGGAGGCCGUGUCGAGAUACCAGCGGGUGAAACGAAGCUUGUAUUGCACGAUCUAACUGGAUUCUGCGGACGCUGUGAUGCCAUCUUCUUCAGUCUCGAUGACACGCCGCCACCCCAGGCAGCAGAUGACGCAGCACAUGCCUGGCGCCAGCGCCUUCUUGGUCUGGAUAAUGGGCCUGUCGAUGCAGGAAACUACGAUGUUAUCGUGGUUGGAGGUGGCGUUCCUGGAGCUACCGCAGCCCUAGCAGCGGCCCGCCUAGGAGAACGUGUUGCCCUUAUUCAAGACCGCCCAUUUUUAGGUGGUAACGCGAGUGUGGAAAUUGGUCUCCAUCCACGCGGAUGGACGUGCCCGCUAAUUGAGGAGCUUUCACAACGCACUCGUAAUGGUGAUCUUCAAGCAAUCAAGUUGCUUAAUGCCGAACAAACUGCAAAGGUCUUUAUGGAGCACACUGUCUACAACGCCAUCACCGUUGACUCGUCUAUUGUCUCGGUUGACGCUCGCGAUGCCCGUACUGGACGGGAAAUUCGUCUCUCUGCGCCAGUUUUUAUUGAUUGCUCUGGAAAAUCUAUACUUGGACUUUUCUCGGGCGCGGAAACCCUUUUCGGGCAGGAGUCGCGGGCUGAAUAUGACGAGAGUCUAGCCCCUGUGAAGGGAGACAAUAUGCAUCACGGCAACACUUUGUUUUUCCGCACCAGAAUGACGGAAAACCCUGUUUCCUUUCCGGAUGUCCCAUGGGCUAAAGAAGUGGCGAAAGACUUUUCUGACCUGCGUGGUCAGUUGCGGAAGCCAGGCAGUGAGAAUGGACCUGGACCUGUUGUCAUUUCACCUGACGCAAAGCCCGACCCAACUCUCGCCUACCGAAUGAAAGGGCCGCUCACCCACUUCUGGGAGUAUGGCCAGUGGCUGGAUCCCUAUACCCAAGGUGAAAACAUCCGCGACCACCUUCUCCGCGCAGUCUAUGGCACAUUCUCUAAUGUGAAGACGAUGGAGCCCGAAACCUAUGCCAACCUUGCGUUUGAUUGGGUAUCAUUUGUCCCUGCACAAGGCGAGUACAAACGAUACAAGGGCGACUAUAUCCUCAACGAGAACGACAUUCGCACACAUAAAGUGUUCCCUGACGCUGUAGUGAAAAACGGAGGAGCAUUUUGCCUACACUACCCUGGCGAUGAGAAGUAUGACUUCCGUCUGAAAUUCUGGGAGUGGGAUGAAAGAGACAAGCAGCCCUAUGACAUUCCAUUUCGCUGUCUCUACUCUAUCAACAUCUCGAACUUGUUGAUGGCAGGGAAACACAUGAGUGCUACCCAUGUGGCAGGCUCAAACACCAAGUUCAUGGCCAACGGUGCACAACAUGCCAUCGCUACUGCAGCUGCAGCUCACCUAUGCAAAAAGUACAAUACGACACCCAGGGGCAUUUACGAGAAUCACUUGACGGAGCUACAAGGCGUAAUAAGGACCAUCACUGGGCCUAAUGUGACAGAGUCCAUUAACCACGAAGACAAAAAAAUGUUGGCUGGGCUAUGA